UUCAAAGAUACUUUAUUAUUUUGCCAUCCAUCAUGGUGAACGAGCCGAUCCCAUGUGUGGCGUGACGUCACAUGCAAAGGGUCAAUACCGACGCAGACAGAGAAGUAUAAAUCCGGCUCAAAGACUGAAAACUGGGUGUUUCUUUGGAAGGAGCCUUGAAAAGCUAAGUAGGAGUAAUCGAUUUCAGUUGGGGAAACAAAAUAAAUCUGGACUAAAGAUGAGAAGGUUUCCACUGUGCAAAGGAAUGCAUAUUAAGGUUAUUGCUAUAUGCUGGCUGCUGUGAUUCUUUUUCUUUUUUUCCCAGACGAUGCUUUUCAAAGUGCAGUAUAUAGGGAAAAAACGCUAUAUCAAGCUCAAUGGAGCCUCAUAUUCUACAUUCCUCAGUCAAGCCAAGGAGAAGUUUGGCAUCCAAGAUGAUAAAAGGAUGUAUCUUGUGGAUGAAACUGGGACAGAAGUAGAUGAGGAUGUCUUUACUGAUGUUCUGGAGGAGAAAUCAGACAUUAUCUGGACCCUCGUUGAUGCCUCUUCUGUAGAAGAAUCUUCGGUGCAGUCCUCAUGCACAGACACGCUCUCCUUGUCAUCUUUUUCAUCAGACAGCGAGUUAUCUGUUCUGUCCCCUAAAAGACGUCGCAUUGAUGAAACCACGAUGAUGUCCCCAAGAAGAGAUCAAAAUGACGACGCUUCUUUUCAAGCCAAAGAGCUUGUUGAAAAACUUCUGCAAACCAAGCCAGGAGGUGAGAAAAUACUCAAAGAAUACAGACAAACAAGAGAGGUUAAGGACCCAUUACGGCGGAAGUUGGUCAACAUGGUUGUAUCGGCGAUGAUUGAGCAGUAUGGGACUGCUCCACCAAUGGAUGUAAGGACACGUUAUGCAUUAGGAAUCGUCACCCUGUUUCCCUGUCUGAAAGACCCAUACUCUGAAAAAGGAUAUGAGCACUUUUUUGAUUCCAAAAGUAAUGAAGGCUACAUCGCUUGGAAACUAAAAAACAUGCAGCGUGAACUCCAUGGUGGCAGGAGAAGGAGCAGCACAAGUAGAGAUCCAUCAAGCAACAGAGGACCACAGUUUGGAAGACCCGUGAAUGCAGAGCAUCAGUUGGAGGGCGAUCUGUGCAGAGAGGCCAUUUCCCUGCUGAGACACAGCACAGAUGAAAGCCAGAUCUUCUUGAAAAUGGAACAAACAUUUAAGCACAGACAAGAACUAAUUCAGGAUUCAGAGAAGUGUGAGACCAUCCUUAGUGUGUUCCCAAGAUUCCUGGACACAAAAGGCCUGGUGGUACAGGAUUUCCAGAUGAUGUUUGGAGAAGAAGUCUCAUCAAAACUAAUGGAAAAAUGGGGAACCUCUUUGAAGGUGAAAGUCAUCAAAGAAGCCAACAACCUCACAAAGACACCGGUACUGGAGUCCCUCAUUCAGUCUGCAGAGGAGAGCCCAGAAGGAAAUGAUGAAUCAACUUGGGACAGUGACAUGGCAGCUCUGUUAUUGCUGGUUUACCUCCUACCUCCACCACCCGGUGGGAAGAAGAGACCUGUAAAGAUCACCGUUCGAGAAGCUCUGAGCCAUGUUGUCCGCUUUCACAAAUCAUGCCGCAACCUUCAAGAGACGACCAGUUCAGUGCAGGGGAGGCAGCCCUACAUUCUGGCGGUUGGAACAACACGUCGCACCAUCAAUGACUACUACAUUGUGGUGGAUGGUCAGCUCAUUCCCUGCAAGGCUAAGUCCUCUAUUUCAGCCUUUGACGAACUUUUCAAAGCGCACUAUGUGUUUGGCAUCUCUUACGAUCAGGCCCUGCACAAUAUGUAUACAUUUGUGCAGACCACCAUUUAUAAUAUAGAUGUUGGUCUGUGUCAUGAAAGUCCUAGGGUGAAGGAUCUUAGAGCAAAGCUCCUCAACUGAAUCAGCUACACAAAAAGAUGCUUCGAUGUUUUGUUUGCAAGUCUACCUUUUGCACUGUCAAAGGCUUGGUUCGGCAUCUGAAGUUUUCUCAUGGAUUUUACCCUGGUUUGAAAUUUAAACUGUUAUGUGACCAAGAUGGAUGUUGUCAGAGGUUUUGCACCUUUUCAGGAUUUAGAAAACACCUUCAGAACAAGCACAGAGCUAGAAUUGUAGAUAAUUUUGAGGAAAAACUAAAUCAGCAGUAAAUCACUCAUUUGAGCCAUCUUGUGCUUUUGAAGAGCCAUCUUGUUCUUCUGAAGAACAACCACAAAGUUCAACUAGCAGUGAAAUGGAAAAAAAAAAAACUCAAGACAUGUGUGCAUCUGUGAUUGCAAAUCUUCUAGGUUGUGGUGUUGCAACCAGUAUAAUAAAGUCCGUUGUUCAAAAUGUGGAGGAACUUGUAGAUGAAGUUCAAACAAAUAUCAAAGAAGAUCUUCUAAACAUAUGUUCUGACAAUGAGGAUUUGAAUGUCCAGUUGGGUAAUUAUUUCAAAAAUCUUGAGAAUCCAUUCAGUAAUGUUAACACAGAGGCAAAAUGGAAGAAACAUUUUAUAGAGAAAUGGGGGGUUAUCGAACCCAUUGAGAUUGCCCUUGGUGUCCGAUAUGAUGCAAGAAGAAAUCAAACCUCUUGUACAUAUGAUCAGGUUCCAGUAACAGAUAAGUUUGUCUACAUUCCCAUAUUAGAGACGUUAAAAUUCAUUUUUUCCAACAAAGAGAUAUUUAGCAAUUUUGUUCAGCCUUCAAAUCAACAUUUUGUGUACAAAGAUUUCUGUGGUGGAAGUUAUUUUAAAUCUCAUCCCCUCUUCUCCAACAACGAAAAUGCUCUCCAAAUUCAGAUUUUCUUUGAUGAGUUUGAAACAGCAAAUCCACUUGGGUCAAAGCAUGGCAUUCAUAAAAUUGGAAGUAUUUACUUUGUUCUUAGAAACCUGAGUCCAAAAUUUAAUUCUGCUCUCAUGAAUAUCCAUCUCAUUGCACUAUUUCACAGUCAAGAUAUGAAAAAAUAUGGCAUUAAUGCAAUCUUGGAGCCCCUGGUACAUGAUCUCAAAAUCCUUGAGUCCUCAGGAAUCACUCUUCCUUUUUCCAAAAGUCCAGUUCAUGGAACAGUUGCGCAAGUCACCGGGGACAAUUUAGGUUUGCAUACACUGCUUGGAUAUGUUGAAUCUUUCAGUGCAAACUAUUUUUGCCGUUUCUGUUUGACUGACAAAGAGGUCUGUCAAAAACUUUUUACUGAUGAUGACCCAGACUUGACCCUUCGCAGUAAAGAACUCCAUGUUCAGCAUUGCCGUGAUAUACAGGACCCUGCAGUAACAUCAUCAUUUGGGGUGAAGAGAAUGUGCAUACUCAAUGAUCUGCAGUAUUUUAAUGUUUCUGACAACUAUGCUGUAGAUAUUAUGCAUGACAUAUUGGAGGGAGUAGGGCAGCUGGAGUUAAAGUUGCUGUUUGGAUACCUCUCAGACAACAAAAUAAUUUCCAAAAAUGAGGCAACUGAAAGAAUGUACUCGUACAACUAUGGAUUUCUUGAACGAAAAAACCGUCCCAGCAGAAUAAACCUAGAGCAAAUGAGUAACUCAAUAGGUCUAAAUGCUAUUCAGACAUUUUGUUUGAUCAGGAAUGUACCACUGAUAUUUGGAGAUGUAGUUCCAGAAGGCAAUGCACACUGGAGACUAUUGCUACUGCUUCUUCAAAUAAUCAAUCUUGUGUUUUCACCGGUCAUUACAGAAGGCAUGACUGUAUAUCUGAAGCAUCUCAUUAUUGAUCAUCAUACGCUAUUCAAAGAGCUGUACCCACAACAGAACCUCAUACCCAAACACCACUUCAUGACACAUUAUCCUCGAAUCAUACGAAAAAUUGGCCCAAUUAUUCACUUUUGGUCAACCAGAUUUGAGGCCAAGCACAGGUUUUUUAAAAACACUGUAAAAAAUUUCAAAAACAUUACCAAGACUUUAGCUCAAAAACAUCAAAUGGCAAUAGCAUACCACUGGGAGUCAUUGCCUUUGAAAAGCAUUGAUUCUGGACCUGUUAACACAGUAAAAAUAAGCGAGUUAAGAAAUGGUGACAUGGUGGCUGAUAACCUGCACGUUGACAUGAACUCAGAGGUUGAUGUGGUAUCUUGGGUUGCAUGUUAUGGAACCGAGUAUCGCCCUGGACUUGUUGUGUGCUCAAAGAUUGAAGGGGGAAUACCAGUAUUCAGUCAAAUAAGUGAAAUUAUUGUUUGUGCUGGAAAAUAUUUUCUGGCAGUGGAACACUUUGAGACGCUAGGAUUUGCUGAGCAUUUUCACUCGUACCAUGUGGCAAAGGGAAGUGAGUUUGAUACUUCUCUGUUGAGGGUUGAUUUGUUGCAGUUUUUCAAACCAUUUGAUCUUCAGACAACUUACGGUUUUGAGAGGAAUGAUUUGUUCGUGGUUCUUGUGCAUGUGCUGUUAUAGCAGACAUCAAAAAAGUAAAAGAUAUUUUUGUUUUAGGAUAGGUCCAGUUUGGUGGGUGAAAAAGCACUUUUGUUUUAGAGACAAUUGCACAACACCUGUUUAUGAAACAGAUUCUGCUUCUUUGCAUCAUUUGUUCCUCAUUUUGAGAUUCAUUGUACAGUAAACAUGAAGACUAUAUGCUUAAGUGACUGAAGGAUGUCCUUUGUUUUCUCACAAUUUUUGUGACAAAUUGUAACACAUUUUAGUGUUUCCAUUUUCAAAUAAAUAUUUGAAAAUUC
Nothobranchius furzeri (turquoise killifish) is the source of this 4633-nucleotide messenger RNA. The record is from RefSeq and is a predicted model, not a curated record. Lineage: Eukaryota; Metazoa; Chordata; Actinopteri; Cyprinodontiformes; Nothobranchiidae.